AUGUUUAUAUACGAGUUUAUGUCAGGUGUCGUCGAAACAAUCACUGGAACCGAUGAAGAAGAUUACGAUCCCCAUCGACAUCGAAAAGUGGAAAAACCAACAACAUACUCGGAAACGAUGAUCCAUUUGCUAAAAGGUAGUAUUGGAGCUGGUGUGCUGGCGAUGCCAUCGGCUGUCUAUCGCGUGGGCAUAAUCGCAAGCAUAAUUGGACUUUUAAUUGUCGGUGCUUUCGCUACGUACUGCAUACAAUUAUUGAUUGCAGCGCAGUACGAGCUAUGCAAACGAUGGCGACGAGGUUAUAUAGCGUACCCAAAGUCCAUGCUGUUGGCGUUGCAGGAUGGGCCCAAAAGCCUACGUUGGUCCGCCAAUUCGCUAUACUAUUUCGUGGACAUUGUGCUCGUGUUGUGGCAGCUAGGAAUAUGCGUUAUUUAUUUUGUGUUUGUCGCCGAAAACAUUAAGCAAGUUUUAGACUUUCAUGGCUACGAAUUAUCAUUACGAACGCACAUUUGCAUUGUACUUGCACCACUGAUCAUAAUAAAUUUGGUGAAAGACCUGAAGCUGAUGACUCCACUUUCAUCGAUUUCGAACAUUUUAACGAUUUUUGGGUUGAUAUUAGUAUUCUUUUACUUAGUAGAGGACGAUGUGAUUUUAGAAACGGAAAAACUAAAAAUAAAAAACUUAAAUGCAGUGCCUUUAUUUAUAGGAACAGCAUUGUUUGCACUUGAAGCCGUUGGAGUGGUCCUUGCUUUAGAAUAUAAUAUGGAGGAACCAAAACGUUUCGUAGGAUUUUUCGGACUUUUUAACUUGGGCAUGGCUAUUAUAAUAACGCUUUACAUUAUUAUCGGUGUUUUUGGUUAUCUCAAAUAUGGGGAUACUAUUGAAGCGACAAUUACACUGAAUUUACCACAAGAAGAAAAGAAGGCGCAAGCAGCAAAAGUCAUAUUUGCAUUGGCAAUUUUCUUAACCUUCCCGCUGCAAAACUACGUCGCGUACAGCAUGGUGUGGCGAAAACUUCAGAAAAGGAUUCCGGAGAAUAGACGCUGCUUUCCUGAUUAUGCACUGCGUGUGGCGCUUGUCCUUAUACCCUGGCUACUUGCAGUCGCUGUACCUCACCUCGGACCAUUUAUUUCUUUGUUUGGAGCAUUUUGUCUAUCUCUGCUGGCAAUGGUUUUUCCGGGUUUAAUGGAUCUGUGCUUAUGGUAUCCCAAUCGCUAUGGUUUGUGCCAUUAUAAAUUAAUACGUGACAUUUUUAUUAUACUAAUUGGUAUGGCUUGUCUUAUGGCUGGCUGCUACACAAGUAUGAUGGAAAUCAUAGAAUCAUAA
Parnassius mnemosyne (clouded apollo) is the source of this 1323-nucleotide messenger RNA. The record is from the annotation of a GenBank genome assembly. Lineage: Eukaryota; Metazoa; Arthropoda; Insecta; Lepidoptera; Papilionidae.